Charadrius vociferus (killdeer) is the source of this 2619-nucleotide messenger RNA. RefSeq names its product exonuclease 3'-5' domain containing 3 (gene EXD3). Gene Ontology annotation, biological process: nucleobase-containing compound metabolic process. The record is from RefSeq and is a predicted model, not a curated record. NCBI's taxonomy places the organism in Eukaryota, Metazoa, Chordata, Aves, Charadriiformes, Charadriidae. The coding region runs from base 1 to 2619 and encodes 872 amino acids. Gene Ontology annotation, molecular function: 3'-5' exonuclease activity; nucleic acid binding. The transcript is spliced from 21 exons.
AUGAAUAAUACUGGCCAGGACGCACUCCUAUUGCUGAAAACUCUUCAGCUUCUCUGGACAAAGAAAGAGAUGAAGAAGCAGCUCAAGGAAGAAAUCAGGCGGGGCUUUGCGGGACUGGAGGACCCAUUGGCAGGACUCCUGGACAUGCUGGAGAGCAGCAGCGACUGGAAGGGGAAAGGGCAUUCCCUCGGGUAUUACAUCACCACUGAGUUGCAGCUUUGGAUAAAAGAGCAUCCUGCUCUUCAACAGUCUGGCAUCAAGCUGAAGAAGCUGCAGGCCCGUGCACUCAGAAUACUAGCGCAGUGCCCAGCUAAUCUUCUUGACCCUCUGAUUAGCAUUUACCAGCUCCAUACAGCAGACCGGAACUAUUUGCUUGAACAUGUCAGUCAUCUUUAUCACAGGGGCCAUUACAAAGAGGCGGCCAUGCUGAGUAUUAAGCUAAAAUUACAGCCAGAUCAAGAUGUGGAGAAGAUGUGUACGCCACUACUGCUCCAAGACAAAAGUAACUUGGUGGAAGAUUAUGUGGGAGAAUAUCCUGAGCUCCAGAGCAAGCUCUUGCAGAUCCUGGACACAUGGUGUGAACCUGGUUUUAAUAUCAACAACAUCACAAGACAAUAUCAAGGCCUGUCCAGGUACAAACCAGAUAAAUUUAACCGCAAAAUGCUAAGCAAGCUGGUCUUCAGGCUCCUAGACCGAUUUAACGUAGAUCCAGCUCUCUGCCCUAAUGUCAUAAAUCAACGGCACUUGAGAACUCUGAAUUACCUCUUUUACAAGAGAUUUGUUGAGAAAACCAUGACUUGGGAGAACUGGACAGAUCACGUUCAGAGCACAGUUGGAGAGAAUCAAUGGCUUCAAGGGCACCUGAUAGAGCUGCUGAUCAGUUACUGUGAUUUGAACACAGCGGCAAGAUGGGCGCAACGCUUCAAUUUGCCCAAGGAGAUGUUACCUUAUGGAGUGGCUGAUGAGCUUCAAAAGCUUCAGAUCCAAGAGAGGGUAGAAGAGGCUGUGAAAGCGGACAAUUACGAAGAGAGUAAGAAGAAGGAUUAUUACCAGCUUCCUAUUCCACGGGCAAAUAUUCACUUCCUGCAGACAUGGGAAGAGAUGCUGCCGUGCUGGGAAAAGGUGCUGCAGCCUGGGCAGGUUGUUGGCAUUGACAUGGAGUGGAGGCCUUCAUUUGGCAUGGUGGGCAAGCCCCGUGUCUCCCUUCUUCAAAUCGCUCUGAAGGAUGAGGUGUUCCUGCUUGACUUGCCACGGCUCCUUGAGCAAGCUGAGACCGAGGGUGAGAAGGAGAAGCUUCCUCGUUUCAUCCAGAUGCUCUACUUAGAUGCAGCCAUCACUAAACUAGGUUAUGGGAUGUCUGGAGACCUUAACAGCCUUGCAGCCACAUGUUCUGCUUUGAAAGACACAGAUAAGCAAGCACGGGGUGUGGUGGACCUGCUCAAAGUAGACAAACAGCUGCAGAAGAGUUCCAUUGACUGGAAGAAGGGUGGCCGGAAGGUCGAUGUACUGUCCUCGGAGCAGAGCUAUGAGGAUAGAGGGUUCAGGCAGCCGGAAAAAGGACUCAGCCUCUUGGUGCAACAUGUGCUGGGGAAACCCCUAGAUAAAACAGAGCAGCUGUCUAACUGGGAGAAACGGCCUCUCCGGGAGGAACAGAUCCUCUAUGCAGCUUCAGAUGCAUACUGCUUGCUGGAGAUCUACGAGAAACUCUGUAAGGAUCCAGCAAGCUUUGGUCUGAGUUCAGACCUGACUGAGAGUCUGGUGGGAAAACCAAGCAUAAAACCCAGGGCAAAGAAGCAGCUGAAUAAACAAGAAGUACCAUCACCUUCUGGACAGCAGUGCAGGGGAUCUGACAAGGAGACCCUGUGUGCCCCUGCUCCCAUCUCCCCAAAGGAGUUCAGUGUGGUCUGCGAUAACAUGCUGCAAGGCCUCGGGCGCUACCUUCGCUGCCUUGGGGUGGAUGUCCGGAUGCUGGAGAAUGAGGAUGACCAUCGGAAAGCUGCUGAGAUUGCCCGACAGGAAGGAAGAGUCAUUUUAACCUCUGGACUCCCAUAUCAGACUCUCCAGUCCCAGGUGGCAGAAGGAAGAUGUUUCUCUGUGAACUGCUCAGAAAAGGCAAGAGAACAGGCCCUGCAGGUUCUGAAGCACUUCAACGUUCAAGUGUCCCUGGCGGAUAUCUUCAGCCGCUGCCAGGUGUGCAACUGUGACAAGUACCUGAAGGUCUCGAGGGAGAGGAUGAGGCAGCUGGUGGAGGGCAGCAGGCAGGCACCAGGGGACGGUGACGCAGGCUGCCUGGCGAGGAGCGAGGAGAAGCCCACCCAGGGCUGUGAUGCCACCAUGCCAGCCUGCAACGCUGCCUGUCCCGGUUACACCCCGUAUGGCAUGUGGCUGGAGGGGCCAGAGCAGCGCAAGGCGUCCGUGGUGCUGGCGGGGGGCACAGUCCUGCAGGUCGCCGCCAUCCCCCCCGGGGUGCUGGACAAAGCCGAGCUCACCGACUUCUAUUGCUGCACCCGCUGUGGGAAGGUGUUUUGGGAAGGGUCCCAUUUUGGACGUGUCGUCUCCCAGUUUCAGGAUGUUCUUGUCACCACCAGGGAUGAGCAGAGCAUCUAUGAGCUGAGCUGA